GAUUGUAGUUUUAUUAAGUUUAAUAUUACUUUCUGUUGCAUCUAGCUAUUGAAUUAUGUCUUGGAAUUGCUAACAUAAUAAUUUCAUAGUUUAAUAACUCAAAUAAACAUUAACUUGUACAUUUUAGGAUGUCGAGAUCUCAACUUUGAAUUAUUUACCGCUCAAAACGCAGUAGUCAAAGUCGAUGAUAAACACUUCUGCUUCGACUGCAAAUACAACCGGAAUUAAGAAACGAACCCGAAGAAAAAAGCUGGCUUUAAACAAAGAAAUAAUAAAAUUAGAAUUCAUGCUAAUGUUUAUUGGUAUUUUAUGUAUUUUAAAUUUUACUUUAUCUUAUUUUUGUGAAUUUAGUUUGGUUACUCGUGUAAAAAGUUCAUAAAAGCAGCUAAUGACUUGUUAAAGCAGUAAUUAGGUUUUUUUGCGAUUGGACAUCAUCUAAGAAGUAGUUUGGAAUCAAUGUUUUACCUGUAAAGUAUAUUAAAUACAUGAAAAUAAAUAAAAUGGACAGAUAGUGAAAAUUCAAGUGGGAUUUUCGUUUUAAUUCCUCGUUCCGGGAUUUCCCAUUUUAUAAUUACUACAACACAACAGUAAACAUGGCGUCUUCAUUUGGAGAUUCUUCACUUUUUGAAGAAUUUGAAAGAGACAGGUCUUCUGCAUCGACAUUUAUAUCAUACAACCAAAAUGAAUACGGCUCCGAAGAUCGGAGUAAAAUCAUAUUUCGUUUUGAAGAAUCAGAUUCCAGUUCAUCUUCUGAGUUAGAUUCUAAAUCCUCCGGAGAAGCCGCCGAAGUUUCAGAUGAUAGCGAAGAGGAAGACAGCGAAGACAAAGACAGCAAUGAUCAAACAAAUGAGGAUGGAGAUGAUAUUAUUACAGAUAAACGGACCGAGGAUGUUGCCGCAGAAGGAAAAAGCGAGAAGCAGAGUAAAAAACGAAAGAAAAGGAAUGGAGAGAUGCUCGUUGGUAUGAUGAAACACACCAAUCACCAGCUACAGUUUGAACGUGAUAAACUGAGAAAGUUUGCUAAGAAGAUUGACUCCACCAGGUGUGUUCCAGAUGAAGAGUCUCCAGGUCUUCAAAUUAUAUACCAGAAUAAUGCAUUUUCUCGCAAAUAUCGCUCUGAAAUUGAGGACUUCAUCAACCAUUUGAUAUUCAGACAUCAGAGAGAAAGAUAUGAAAAGUUACCAGAUUUAAAUUUGAAAGCCUCCUCACUGACUUGUGUUGACUUAAAUGAUGAGUUAGAUUCGGAACAGAGGGGCCAUAACAUGUGGUGUAACCAUGCGAUCAUUGGCACCAGUCAGUUCUACAAUAACUUUAUGAUUGAUACAUCAGGUUGGCCUUUAGUGAAUUUUGAACCCUCUUUGACUGACAGUUGGGAAAUACCAAAAUAUGAACAAGUCUUCUUCGAAGCUCUUCCCAUUGACCUGGAAGAGGGUGAUGUACCCAAAGAGAGUAAACCAGAAAGGAGGAAGCCACAGUGUUUCAACUGUGGCGGAGCCCAUAUGAUCAGAGAUUGUAAAGAGAAGAGAGAUGCAGCUCGUAUCCAGAUGAAUCGCCAGAACUUUAUGCAAAAUAGCCAGAGUAAUAACCCCAAAACUUCUCGCUACCAUGCUGAAACUGAUCCACGGUUUUCUUCCUUUAAACCUGGUUAUUUAAGUGACAGUUUACGAGAAGCUAUGAGACUAGGCCCCAGCACAGUACCCAUUCAUAUAUACAGAAUGAGGUUCUAUGGAUACCCUCCAGGCUGGCUACAGGAAGCCAAGACAAAGACUGCCUCAGGAAUGUCUUUAUUUGAUAAACAUGGCAAACAGGUUGGUGUUGCUGGUGACACUCUUGAAGAUGGUGAAGUUGAGCAGACAACAACUGGAGAUGAUGAGAUUGACCCAAAUCUAAUUAUUGAAUACCCAGGUUUCACUGUUCCUCUUCCUGAAGGCUUUCGAGAUGAACACUACAAGUAUAACUUACCUCCCAUCCAAGAACAUCAGUUGAAAACAGUAUUGCAUUCCAGCCAACAGGAUGAUGCUAAAAAACGGAAACAUGGCACAGGUAAAGAUGGAAAUCCUAAACGACAUCGGUCAUUUGACACCAGUUCUGACAUGGAUAUUGAUACUGAAGAGAGUUUCCCUUACUAUGAAGACCUGGGAACAUGUCGCUUAACGGAGACCAACUGUUUCAUACCACCUCUACCAUCUGAUACUCCACCAUCGAAACCACCACUUCCUUCUGACACACCUCCAUCCUCCAGUUCAGAUUCGAAAUAUUCUCCUAAGAAUCAGCCCUCACGGCAGAGCCCGGUUACAGAGGUUACCUCUAAAAGAAAGCCUCUCUGUCUACCAAAACCCAAAUCUGAUGCUGCUCUCAGUUCAGAUUCCUUGGAAGAUCUUGAAGCACAGUAUCGAUGUCUUCAGAAACAACUUCAGGAAGAAGACUCAGACAGUCAGCCAAGUUCUGAGAGUCAGAUAAAAGCAUCAGAAUCUAAUUCCAUUGUUUUAUCAAGUGACGAGAGCAGUAACAGUCAAGCAGCUUCAGAUGGGUUUGCAUCGUUGUCAUCUCCGUCAAUGUGUCAGUCUCUUGGCAAAGAUUAUGGUACACCAGUGAAUCAGAAUAAAGGUCCAUUCCCCACAUUACCAGACAGAACAAACUUUUCAGUUGGUAUUCAAGAUCACAUACCAUUUGAGAACCUGCCUCAGUCCACUGGUACCUACAACCGAAUGAGACAAGUUUUCCAAAAAAUCAAGUCCAGAAACAAGUCAUGAUCUCUUGAUAAUUCCAUUCUUUUAUAGAUUUUUAUGAAUUCAGUUUAAUUUUUUUCAUCCUGCUUUUGUUCUCCAUACAUUCACAUGUGUCUAGAUAUAUUCUCUUGUAUCUAGAUAUAUGCCAUGUCUCUACUUAUGUGACAUAUAUCUUGAUAUAUUUUUAAGUCCAUUCUUCUCUCCCUCCCAGUUUUUAAAUUUUUAUUUUGUUUAUGAGAUUUUUUUUCAUUGAUUCAUUGUGUUCGGCUUUAGAGCUGAUCACAAGAAAUAUUCACAAUCUCAUUCUGUUCAUUAAUAGUUAUAACUCAUUGCAGACAUUUGGACAAAUCAUAUUAGAUGAAUUCAAUUACCUUUCAAUUUUUUAAAAUUUUAAUGUUUUUUACUUGAAGUGAUGGCCAAGUUAUUUGCAUUUGUAUAUGUAUAUGUGUAAAUAGUUGUGUGUGGGUGUGUGUGUGGAAAUUGGAUCAUUCAUUUUAUGUAGGAGAGAAACACAUGAUUUUUUUUUUUUUGUAAAUUGUUUCAGACAAAUUCAAGGUGAUAUAUUUUAUAAAUUUAAUAUUAAUCUUUAAAUCUGCAUAUUUGUGCAUCUUCUGUGCAGACACUGGAAUUGCAUUGCCUCAUAUCAUUUCAAGCAGAGACAUAAGAUGAAUAAACCAAUCUCCAUGUUGACAAAGGAAAUCCACCCAAAAAGUCAAUCACCAAGCAGCAUCUUAAUUUGUCACAUGUUGGUUAUGACAUUUUCAAAAUCAACGAUGGGUGGGAUAUAAAUAUGAGAACUAUGUGUUGCUCAGCUCACCCUCUGGGCACACUAACACACAGGAUGGCUGAAAUUGAAAUUUUCUGAAAUAUUCAAAUGCUUGUGUGUUUGUGAGUGCAUUUGUAAAUACAGGAUUGAAUUUUUGGACUCAAGUUCACAUCAACUAAAUUUCCUUCAUAACUCUGUCCAUCUCAACAGUAAAACUUUAUCAAAGAAAUUUUUUUUCCAAUCUAGAAUACAAUUCAGGAGGGUUUUGUUUUUACUGAUUUUGUCUAAACUUUGUUGUUCAUGUAAACUAUCUAAGCAUUUUCAUUACAUCUGGUGAUCGACAUUUUAUUUCUGAUUCGAUAAUCACCACUACACCUUA
Molecule: messenger RNA, 3874 nt
Organism: Octopus sinensis (East Asian common octopus)
Lineage: Eukaryota; Metazoa; Mollusca; Cephalopoda; Octopoda; Octopodidae
Product: zinc finger CCHC domain-containing protein 8
Exons: 15
Coding region: 594-2753 (719 amino acids)
Cellular component (GO): catalytic step 2 spliceosome
Molecular function (GO): RNA binding
Source: RefSeq, a predicted model, not a curated record